UGCUGGGCGCGGAGCUCAAUUGCUUCGUUUCUACACGGAGAUGUUUCCAUAGCUUUUACCGGUCCACUAUAAUUUAUAUCGACAUCGUCGAAAGAAAACAAUAUAUUAGGUCUACCGAAGGAUUUCGCUCGCUUGGAAAGAUGCACCGUAUGUUUCUACGAAGCGCUGUGAUACAUUCGAGCAGGGUCUCUGUGGGAGUCUGAAGUCUGGAGAGCAGGAUAAACUACCACCGCACACCUCCCCAAACCCCCCUCCCCUGAGGUCCCCCGGGAGGCCUCCCAGAAGAUCUCCCAAACUCCAAGUCAUGGAAUGCUUGCUGAGGAAGAAUCCUACAGCUAUUCCCCCCGUCCUGCCCGUAUAGCCCCACUCAGAGGACGUUGGGCGCAAAAUGUGCCUUCGAAUCCCUUCCCCUGUGCAGUCGGGCAACCCUCCAAGAGGCCUGACUCGCUCUUGAAGUUUUGAAGUUUCGAGCCCCUUGGGUUUUCCCUCAUGGGAUAACACCAUUUCAGUUUUCCGCUUCUGUGACAUCUAAAACACCAUCUCCCCUCCCCGCUACCGCAUUUCAACUCUGGGCUGGAAGUUUGGCUUCAUUGCAGAAUGAGAGUGAAGUGAAGGUUUCCUCGGUACGUGGCGGUUGAAGCGACACGAGGUGGACCCUGAUAUUGAACAUGACUCAUGGGGAGGAGCCUGGCUCUGAGACUCACCAGGAUUCCGCCGUGCUAACUUAUCUGGAAGGCUUACUCAUGCAUCAGGUGGCGGGAGGGCCGGGUGCUACGGGUGCCAGGAGGACGGAGGUCAUCGGGCGCGAGGUCCAGGAGCCGAGGGCUCUCCCGCUGCGGUCCGACAGCCACGGCUCGGCCCACCAGGAGCAGGACCAGCAGGACCCGAGGGCGGGCGGCGCCUCCCAGCACCUCCGAAAGGCCCGCCUGCUCCGCUCGGAGGCCUGGGCGGGAAAGCUGGAGGUGGAGGGUCUGAGGGAGGCCGAGCCCACCCUGAACGGGCGGAGUGGGGAGCAGCACCACCACGGGGGGGCGCUGGAAGGCUCCCCGAAAUGCAAGGGGGCGGAGAGCACCCUGCUGGCCUCCCUGCUGCAGUCCUUUAGCUCUCGGCUGCAGACGGUGGCCCUGUCCCAGCAGAUCGUGCAGAACCUCAAACCGCCAGAGCCCGCCGCCCUGGACCAGGGCUCCAACGGGGACACCGCCGAGCGCCGCCCCUGCUUGGGGGCCGCCUCGAGUCGCCUGAAGGGCUUCCUGAAGAAGAGCAAGAUGCAGAACCACAGCAGCAGUGUGCCUUACCGCCGGCGGAACGUCCCGGAGAGAACCGCCGAGUCCCCGCAGCUGCUGACGGCUGGCGGGAAAGGGACCACCGUCGCCACGGCGACGUCCGCCUCGGACUCGCUGUCCUGCGCGGCGCGGCUCAAGGCGGUGGCCAGCCUGGUGAACACGCGGUCGAGCCCGGCCCCCUCGCCCUCCCCGCGGCCCAGCGUGGCCUGCAGCCAGCUGGCCCUGUUGCUCAGCAGCGAGGCCCACCUGCAGCAGUACUCCCGCGAGCAGGCCCUGAAGGCCCAGCUGUCCGGCCGCUCCGCCAGCGAGAGGCUGGCUGCCAUGGCGACGCACCAGUCGCAGCACGACCUCGGCAAGCCGCCCCAGCCGGCCCCCAGCGUCCUGGGCUCCUUCAGCCCCAGGAACGGGACGCUGUCGCCCCCGGGGCGGGGCGCAGGGGGCGGGACCACCUCGCCCCGGAGAACUCCGCAGCCGCUGAAGGAGAGGCGGGGUUUUGAUAGGAGCUCAGCCAGGCCGUCCCAGAACUGCAGCAGCCUGCUCCUGCACCUUCUGAACAACCACAACGCGCAGAAACGCGCCAACGGUCACGUGGGACCGGGGGAGGCCCACAGACCUUGCCCCAGCCGAGGCUCACCCCUGCUGUCGGACAGCGAGUUCUCCAACCCGGAAACCAGCCUCCCGCGUGACAGCAGCGACACAGACAGCUCCUGCUCCAGCAGCUCCCCCAUUGACCUCUCCAUCCGGAGCAGGGUCGCCAGGGCCCUGCCAGCCUCUUCUUCCUCCUCCGCCCCAUCCUCCUCCUCCUCCUCCUCCUCUCUGGACAAGCUGACGGAGUCCCUGAUAAACCGCUGGAGGCCGGAGAACCCCGCGCCCGUUGCUGAGGAACAGGAAGGGGAGAUGGGCUCACUCGUCAGGCCGCACCACAAGGUCACGCUCCUCCAGCUGCUGCUGGACCACCGCAACGGCGAGGGGAAGAGAGCCAGAACAAGCCCCGACAAUCCUGACUUGCGGCAGGGCCUGGCCCCCCCGCUCGGCCGCGUGGCCGCCCGUCCGGGUCCCACCGUGGGGGCGCCGGCUGGUCGACUCACCUCAGUCUCCAGGGGCGAGGACAACACCACACGGAGCCCCCACGGUGGCCCAGUCAGUAGGGGGUUCCAGGCACCCCCCUCAUUCCCCCAGCAGCAGGACUCAAACAGCACCAUGUCCCAGUACAGCCAGUGCCCCCCGACUCCUGCGCAGUCCAUCCCCCUGAACCUGUGCAAGUCCGAGGCCCCGUCAAACCCAGACACUGACUCGCAGGACCCUGCCUUCACCGCCAGCAAGCUGCUUCAGAACCUGGCCCAGUGUGGGUUACAAAGCUCUGCCCCCUCCUCUGCAGCCCUGAACACCCCGCUCCCUCCUGCCCAGCUGAGAGCGGACGCCCCCGUCACCCUCCUGGAGAGGCUAAACACCCCCAUCCUGAGGAACGGUACCCCUGUUUCGGACAUGCCCCUUUCCCUGAUUAUGAGCAAUGGAUCCCCCGCUUCAGACACGCCCAGGGCCAGUCUCACCAGCCCUCCCUCAGAGAUCGAGAGCCUCCUGGAGAGACGCACAGUCCUCCAGCUCCUCUUAGGCGCCGCGGGCAGCAAGGAGAAGCCGUCGGCAGGCAGCGGGCGGAGAAAGAGGCCGGUGUGCGGGGGCGGGCCCUCAGAGCAGCGGCCCAACGAGCUGAGCCGCUGCAGCAACUCGCCAGACUUCAAGAUCAAGGUUGAGCCCAGCGAGGACGGCCUGGCGGGGCCUGACAGCGAGGACGUGAAGCCCACGCCGGCCUCUCCGGGGGCCAGGGACGGCCUCCUCAGCCAGCUUCUGAAGCAGCAGUGCCGGAACCUUCCGGUGAACACCCCGACGGCAGGUUUGAUGUCCACCCCGCCGGCAGGUUUGAUGUCCAUCACUGCAUCUGUGAAAGAGGAGCCCAACGAGCUGCAGGCUCCGCCCAUCAACCCCCGAACCCCACUCAGUGAGCCCCGAACCCCGCCCAGUGAGCCCCAGGCUCCUCCCAUCCCAAAAAAGCGCAGAGUCUGCAUUGAGGAUUUCUCUCAAGAGCGGCCAGUUAGCACAGCUGGUGCUAAGAGUGGCAGUGAUGCCCGUCCCUUUGUCUCGAGGUCCCCCGAAAGACUGGCCACCCAAAAUGGAGGCAGCCCAGCAGAGGUCAACUCCCCCAGCAGCGGUUGCAUGGGGAAUUACCCCCGUGCCGAGGCCCGGGGCAGCUUCAACGUCCUCAAGCAGCUCCUGCUGUCCGACAACUGCCUGAAGGACCUCUCUCAGCUGCAGCCCGGGGGCCCCCCCUCCCCCCUCCACCCCUCUGAGGGAAGGCUGAACGGCACUCCCCCCUCAGGACGGCUCAUCCCCUCUCACAGGGAUCACCCUCACUCUGCCUCUCCGCCCUGGGGGGCGCGGGACUCCCCCAAAGUGAACCUGGUCCCUGUAAAGAGGAAGCCGGAGGCUGAGGGGCCGCUCCGAUGGGUGGUGGGUGUGGAGGAGAGCCCCGAUCAGCACCCCGACUCCCCACGCCUGACCAAGGCCAACCCCAUCCUGUACUACAUGCUGCAGAAGGGGAACAGUUACCUGGGGCGGGAGGGGAGGGCUCUGAGGGGGGGGCUCUGCCGGGGGGGGGCGCAGGCACUGCCCAGGGUAAAGGAGGAGCCCACUGCCCAUGCAGAGGAUGACGACUUCAAACUCAACACCAAACAUUACCUGGACCAGCCAGAGGGGGCGCCAGAGGGCCCCGCCGACAGGCUCAACGGCUCCCUGAAGAAAUGCUAA
Messenger RNA from Conger conger (European conger), 4085 nucleotides. RefSeq names its product nuclear receptor interacting protein 1a (gene nrip1a). The coding region runs from base 669 to 4085 and encodes 1138 amino acids. The transcript has 2 exons. The record is from RefSeq and is a predicted model, not a curated record. Gene Ontology annotation, molecular function: transcription coregulator activity; signaling receptor binding. NCBI's taxonomy places the organism in Eukaryota, Metazoa, Chordata, Actinopteri, Anguilliformes, Congridae. Gene Ontology annotation, cellular component: nucleus. Gene Ontology annotation, biological process: regulation of transcription by RNA polymerase II.